Messenger RNA from Phragmites australis (common reed), 854 nucleotides. RefSeq names its product protein translation factor SUI1 homolog. Gene Ontology annotation, molecular function: translation initiation factor activity; RNA binding. The transcript has 5 exons. The coding region runs from base 233 to 580 and encodes 115 amino acids. The record is from RefSeq and is a predicted model, not a curated record. NCBI's taxonomy places the organism in Eukaryota, Viridiplantae, Streptophyta, Magnoliopsida, Poales, Poaceae. Gene Ontology annotation, biological process: translational initiation.
AAGCGGGAGUAGGAGCUGGAAUGGAAGGAGCCAGAAACAGAGGGAGCCCUUCCCACGGUCAGGUCGUCGCAUCGCCUUUCCCCUCCUCCGCCUGCCUCGCUCGCUCUCCGUCCUCCGUUCGGCACCACCAACCGAGGUGAUUGAUUGUAAUUGUUUGCAGCUCACACAUCCAGACCGACAAGUCAAACCGUUGAUCUGUUCAGGCACUAAUCAAACUCAACAGCCAAGUUUCAUGUCUGAUCUUGACGUCCAGCUUCCAUCUGCUUUUGAUCCGUUUGCAGAGGCAAGUGCUGAUGACUCCAGCGCUGGUGCUGGAUCAAAGGACUAUGUGCAUGUGCGCGUACAGCAGCGCAACGGAAGAAAGAGUCUGACAACUGUUCAGGGCUUGAAAAAAGAGUACAGCUAUAACAAGAUCCUCAAGGAUCUCAAAAAGGAAUUCUGUUGCAAUGGUACUGUAGUCCAGGAUCCAGAGCUGGGCCAGGUCAUUCAACUUCAAGGUGAUCAGCGUAAAAAUGUUGCUACUUUCCUAGUCCAGGCUGGAAUUGUAAAGAAAGAGAGCAUCAAGAUUCACGGAUUUUAGGCGGCAACACAUAAAUGCUUGUCUUCAAUCACAUGAUACCAAGUAUUUGAAGCUUGGAAGUCAUCAUAAUAUCAGAUUUCUCUAUCUUUGUCUGAACGUUUGAGUUACUAUUGGAUUGAGAAGUUUUUUAUUGAUGUAAGUUGUCCUUUCAGUAUGGUUUGUAAGCGCUACCUGCGUGAACAUAUUGUUUGUCUGGGGUACUGUCUAAGACUAAAAAACAAUAGUCGCUGUUUGGGUUCGUUUAUGAUAUUUCCCUUCUGAUGUGCUUUCUGAA